Molecule: messenger RNA, 3730 nt
Organism: Melanotaenia boesemani (Boeseman's rainbowfish)
Lineage: Eukaryota; Metazoa; Chordata; Actinopteri; Atheriniformes; Melanotaeniidae
Product: serine/threonine-protein kinase tousled-like 2
Exons: 21
Coding region: 787-2943 (718 amino acids)
Biological process (GO): intracellular signal transduction; peptidyl-serine phosphorylation; chromosome segregation
Cellular component (GO): nucleus
Molecular function (GO): protein serine/threonine kinase activity; ATP binding
Source: RefSeq, a predicted model, not a curated record
AAAUCAGCUAUGUAAUACUGUAAUAAUGUUAUGGUAUAGCAUUAUUAAGGCCCCAUAAUUCUGUGGUUGAGCAGGACUUGUCAUGUACUUUGAAAGUGCACAUUUUCAUUCAUUUUAGAUGUCUUCCCAAACACAACUUAUUUUAAAAAAUUAUGCUUGUAAGGGUCUCUGGAGGUCUGGUGUUGCCGGGAAAGUAUUUUUUGUACGCUGAAUUUCAGCCUUGACAGCAGUAUACUGUGUUAAGGGGUGGCUCUGAGCAGAGGAGGUUACAUUAAGUGUUAAACCUGCACUUGGGAAGCAUCAGUAUCAACUGUCUCUGGAGCCUUAUGCAGCCGUGGUGCUAAGGGUUAUGAUCUUUUGUUAUCAGUUAAAAAAUGGACUCUAACAAGGCAACUGUUCCUGGUGUAGAUGCUCGAUAAUGUCAAAAGAUAGACCGAGUGAGACAGAGAUGUGACAGCCCUUGUCAAAAGGCUUCAAAGCAUUGACAGCUCCUUACCUCCCCGUGGAGGGACAACAACACAGUCAAGGAAACCCCGAGGAUCACGGCCUCCCGUCCGGAUGACACCAGCAGGAGUCAGCUACCCUGCUCCGUGUAGCUAGCAUUAGCUAAGCUAACAAAUGUCUUACCUGAAUUCGACAGAAUUGUAAAUGGAUUACUUAAUUCAGACGUUAGUUGGGGUUUAUGGGACCUGGAGCUGUUGAGUAGUUUGCUGUCACUGGAAUGUGCGGACAACAUCUCUUUUGGGACUGAGAGCGGUUGUGAAAACUGCUAAAGGUUUUCCAGUCAUGAUGGAAGGACUUCAUAGCCAGGCUCUCAGCCUGGACCCACGCAGGCAGGAACUGCUUGAGGCUCGCUUCACUGGAGUUGGCAUGGCCAAGAGUUCAGCCAACAGUGAAUCAUCAAACCAGUCUCUGUGCAGUGCAGGAUCAUUCAGUGACAAGGAACUAGAGUAUGGCUCGUUGAAUGAGCUUAAAAGAAACAAGUUUAAAUCAAACAUACUUCCAUGCGCUUGUCAGACACCAGAGAAGAAGACCAAUGAGAGAAGCAGGAAAAGAAAAGGAGACCCCUUUGACAGCAAUAGCCAAGGAAAGGGAAGGUGGCACAGAACAGGUGAUUAUUUUGAGUUUGCUGGUAGCAGCGGCUCUGGCACCAGUCCUGCCCGAGGCAUCCCCAUGCUGGUGCGCUCCGUCUCACAGCACUCACUGUCUUAUCCUCCGGACGGCAGUCCUUUGUCCACAGGCUCAGCGCACACAGACUCCUCAUCUUGCAGCUCAUUUAAGACGGCUCCCACACGCUCCUGCUCACACAAAGCCAUCCAGUCAGAUCUAACUCUGCUGAAACUGACUGCACUGGAGAAGGCCAAAAACUCUGACCUGGAGAAAAAAGAAGGGAGAAUAGAUGACCUGCUGAGAGCUAACUGUGACUUGAGGCGGCAGGUAGAUGAGCAGCAGAAGAUGCUCGAGCGCUACAAGGAGCGGCUUAGCAAGUGUAUGACCUUGAGCAAGAAGUUGCUAAUUGAAAAGUCAAAACAGGAGAAGAUGGCAUGCAGGGACAAGAGCAUGCACGAUCGCCUCCGUUUAGGUCAUUUCACCACCGUGCGCCAUGGGGCUUCGUUCUCCGAGCAGUGGACGGAUGGAUACGCCUUCCAGAACCUUAUCAAACAACAAGAGCGAAUCAACUCUCAGCGGGAGGACAAUGAGAGGCAGAGAAAGCUGCUGGGGAAAAGGAAACCACCCGUGGCCUCAAUACCACCACCCAACGUAGAACAGAACAAACGCAAGAGCAGAAGCAAUGGCCAGGAAAAUGAAACGUUGUCCCUGGCAGAUUACCGUGAACAAGAGGAGAUUUUCAAACUUCGACUCGGUCGUCUAAAAAAGGAAGAAGCAGAGGUCCAGGCAGAGCUGGAACAGCUGGAGCGGGUUAGGAACUUGCACAUACGAGAGCUUAGGAGAAUCCACAAUGAGGACAACUCACAAUUUAAAGACCAUCCCACACUGAAUGACCGAUAUCUGCUAUUACGUUUACUUGGAAGAGGUGGAUUUAGUGAAGUUUUUAAAGCUUUUGAUUUUACUGAACAGAGAUAUGUGGCCAUUAAAAUUCAUCAACUUAACAAGAACUGGAAGGAGGAGAAGAAGGAAAACUACCACAAACAUGCCUGCAGAGAAUACAGGAUCCACAAAGAACUGGACCAUCCUAGAAUAGUCAAACUCUACGACUACUUCUCAAUCAACGCAGACUCAUUCUGCACAGUGCUAGAAUACUGUGAAGGCAAUGACCUGGAUUUCUACUUGAAGCAGAAUAAAUCAAUGACAGAGAAGGAGGGUCGCUCCAUCGUCAUGCAGCUUGUCAAUGCACUCAAGUACCUCAAUCAAAUUCGACCACCCAUCAUCCACUAUGACCUCAAGCCUGGAAACAUCCUGCUGGUUAAUGGCACAGCCUGUGGUGAGAUAAAGAUCACUGACUUCGGCUUGUCUAAGAUCAUGGAUGACGACAGCUACAACUCUGCAGAUGGCAUGGAGCUGACCUCACAGGGAGCAGGGACCUACUGGUAUCUGCCACCUGAGUGCUUUGUUGUUGGGAAACAUCCCCCAAAAAUAUCCAACAAGGUGGAUGUUUGGUCUGUAGGAGUCAUAUUCUACCAGAGUUUAUAUGGCCGCAAGCCAUUUGGUCAUAACCAGUCGCAGCAGGAUAUCCUCAAGGAAAACACCAUAUUAAAAGCUACUGAGGUGGAGUUCCCCCCCAAACCUGUGAUCACCACAGAAGCAAAGGCCUUCAUUCGACGUUGCCUGGCUUACCACAAGGAGGACCGUGUGGAUGUGCUGCAGUUGGCCAACGACCCCUUCCUCAUGCCCCAUAUUCGUAAAGCCUUGGGUAGCAGCACAGCUCUGGUGCCCCCUAGUCCAUCCACAUCCAGCUGCUAUAGCUUCAAUGCCUCCAGCUGAGGUUAGCUGAAAGAAGCAAGAGUAAAACUCCACAGUGGACAAAAGCAGCACAAAUUCUUUGCACUGAAGAAGCUCCCCCUUUAUAGAGCAUGAUGAGAAGGAGGGAUCCUCAAAGUGUGAAUGGAGGCAGAAAGGUGAAUGGCAUCGUAAUGCAAUAGUAAAUGUGCCCACCACUGUUGUCCAGCAGUGGUAAAAAUGAAGGGCCAGCCUCUGGUUGUGGGCUUACAAGAACCCAAAGAUUUGCCCAUAUGCAUGCACUAAUGUAAACUUUGGCUCAUUUCAAGUUUUUUUUUUUCUAAAUAACAAUGACAAACAUCUGGAAGAUUUGCACAACUGACAGACUCGGAUGUAUGGUGUGUGGAAACUUGCAUGCCCAUAUUAUAGAAGGUUUAGAGGAGGAAACAUUAAUAAAAUGUCAUCCCAUAAUGCUUAAAAUUCAUCAUCUCUCAAACUUUACAGUAUUUAGACUCAAAUACAUAUCCCUGUCAGAUAAAAACCCUGAUGUUUUUAGGAAGGGCUACUGCAAGUCAUGAGGAGUGAUUGUUGUCUGAGGUUCAAGUCCUGUCUUGAUGACUCCCUAAAUGAUUAAUCUGUGAAGUAAAACAGGAGAGAGCUGAUUCUGGAAAGACAUUUUGACCUUUUUUCCCCACCAACUAGAAGUUGGCUUAUUAUUUCUAUUAAAUCCAUAUUUUCCAUGAAAUUGACCCAUCUAAUGUCUGAAUGAGUGUUGUGAGGCAAGAUUCAGCUAAAAUAAUUAUUGAAACAAUUAAAAAGCAUUUGGUUAACA